Messenger RNA from Saccharomyces paradoxus, 4767 nucleotides. RefSeq names its product Ras family guanine nucleotide exchange factor CDC25 (gene CDC25). The record is from RefSeq and is a predicted model, not a curated record. Gene Ontology annotation, biological process: positive regulation of GTPase activity; Ras protein signal transduction. Lineage: Eukaryota; Fungi; Ascomycota; Saccharomycetes; Saccharomycetales; Saccharomycetaceae. Bases 1 to 4767 code for a protein of 1588 amino acids. Gene Ontology annotation, molecular function: protein binding; guanyl-nucleotide exchange factor activity. Gene Ontology annotation, cellular component: plasma membrane. The transcript has a single exon.
AUGUCCGAUACUAACACGUCUAUUCCCAACACAAACUCCACAAGAGAGAGUGGUAAUGCUUCCCAAACACCAUCGAUCAGCUCUUCCUCAAAUACCUCCACCACUACAAACACAGACCCAUCGUCAGCUUCUCUUUCUUCUUCCCCCUCGACAGGUGAGUUGACCAGUAUUCGUCCAAUUGGAAUAGUUGUUGCUGCUUAUGAUUUUAAUUAUCCCAUAAAAAAAGACAGUUCUUCGCAACUUUUGUCUGUGCAACAAGGGGAAACCAUUUAUAUACUUAAUAAAAACUCAUCUGGGUGGUGGGACGGAUUAGUUAUUGACGACAGUAAUGGGAAAGUUAAUAGAGGCUGGUUUCCUCAAAACUUUGGUCGACCCUUAAGGGACAGUCAUCUCAGAAAGCACAGUCAUCCGAUGAAAAAAUAUAGUUCCAGUAAAAGCUCGAGGCGCAGUAGCUUAAAUAGCUUAGGCAAUAGUGCAUAUUUACAUGUGCCCAGAAAUUCGAGCAAGAGCAGAAGAGGAAGUUCUACUUUAUCAGCGUCUUUAGCAAACGCUCACAAUGUAGAAACAGGUUCCGGUCACAAUAAUGUCGUAUCGAUGAAUAAUUCUACCUUUUCAGCCCCAAACGAUGCUUCUCAUGUAACCCCUGGAUCUUCGAACUUUAAUUCUAACACCAGUCUCUCCGAGGAAAUGACAAAGAGUGCAGAUGGACCAACUGAAACGGGUACAAACACAGCUAUGAAUAUCGGUGACACCAAUAUGCAAACUUCGGGUGAGAAAGCAGAUCCCCCACCAAUACCUGAAGAAACUAUUAAAAUAUUACCUUUGGAAGAGAUAGAGAUGAUUAUUAACGGCAUACAUUCGAAUAUUGCUUCAACUUGGUCCCCCAUACCACUGAUAACGAAAACGUCAGAUUACAAAUUGGUAUAUUAUAAUAAAGAACUUGAUAUAUAUUGUUCAGAAUUGCCCUUGAUCUCUAAUUCAAUUAUGGAAUCCAAUGACAUUUGUGAUAGCGAACCAAACUUCCCGCCUAAUGAUCAUCUUAUCAACCUAUACACUAGAGAUCUACGCAAAAAUGCAAGCAUCGAGGACAAUUCUACAAGAUCGAAACAAUUGGAAAGUGAACAAAAUAGAUCGAGCCCUCUAAUAGAAAAACAGGAUUGGAAGGGAAAUGAUGGCAAUAAUAACAAUAAUAAUGAUGAUGAUGAUAAUGACGAAAACAACAAAAACGAAUUCAAUGAGGCUGGUCCUUCAUCAUUAAAUUCUUUAUCUGCUCCAGAUUUAACGCAAAAUAUUCAGUCAAGGGUUUCCCCAAAUCGCUCUUCUAUACUGGCCAAGAGUGAUAUCUUUUAUCACUAUUCAAGAGACAUAAAAUUGUGGUCAGAAUUACAGGACUUAACAGUUUACUAUGCUAAAACGGCUCACAAGAUGUUCCUCAAAAAGAAUCGUCUAAAUUUUACGAAAUACUUUGAUUUGAUAUCAGAUUCGAUAGUCUUCACACAGUUAGGCUGUAGGCUAAUGCAACAUGAAAUAAAAGCCAAAAGUUGCAGUAAAGAAAUCAAGAAGAUUUUCAAAGGCCUUAUUUCCUCAUUGUCAAGGAUAAGUAUCAAUUCUCAUUUGUAUUUCGAUUCAGCCUUUCACAGGAAAAAAAUGGAUACAAUUAAUGAUAAAGAAAACGAUAAUCAGGAUAAUAAUGGUUCUAGAAUAGACGGAGAUGACGGCAAAAUCGAAGUAGAUAAUGUGCAUGAUCUAGUUUCUGUUCCAUUAUCCGGUAAACGUAAUGUAAGUACCAGUACAACGGAUACUUUAACUCCAAUGAGAUCAUCAUUCAGUACAGUCAAUGAGAAUGAUAUGGAGAACUUUUCACUUUCAGGUCCAAGAAAUAGUAUUAAUUCUGUAGCAACACCAAGGACGUCAUUGCAAAAUUCUACUUUGGAAGAUUUUUCUCCAUCUAACAAAAAUUACAAGUCGGUGAAGUCAACUUACGAAAUGGUUGACGUGGAAUUCUCUAAAUUCUUAAGGCAUGUCCAAUUACUUUAUUUUGUGCUGCAGAGUUCGGUUUUUUCAGACGAUAAUACUUUACCGCAGUUACUCCCAAGAUUUUUUAAAGGUUCGUUUAGCGGUGGUUCUUGGACAAAUCCAUUUUCGACUUUUAUUACGGACGAAUAUGGUAACGCGUCAAAAAAUAAAGCUGUGCCAUCCAAUGAAGUGACCGCUUCAUCUUCCAAAAAUUCCUCGAUAUCAAGAAUUCCACCAAAGAUGGCGGAUGCCAUUGCUUCCGCCUCAGGCUACAGCGCAAAUUCAGAAACAAAUUCUCAAGCCGAUUUAAAAGCAAGCAGUGCUGCAUCUGGUUCAAUUUUUACACCUUUCAACCGUCCUUCUCAUAACAGAACCUUUUCAAGAGCAAGAGUUUCGAAGAGAAAGAAAAAAUAUCCAUUAACUGUCGAUACAUUGAAUACAAUGAAGAAAAAAUCCAGCCAAAUAUUUGAGAAGUUAAAUAAUGCUACGGGUGAGCACUUGAAAAUUAUAAGUAAACCAAAAAGCAGAAUUAGGAAUUUGGAAAUAAAUUCAAGCACAUACGAACAGAUAAAUCAGAACGUUUUAUUAUUGGAGAUAUUAGAGAAUCUAGAUUUAUCGAUUUUCAUCAAUUUGAAAAAUCUGAUUAAGACUCCAAGUAUCCUAUUGGAUUUGGAAAGCGAAGAAUUUUUAGUCCAUGCUAUGUCAUCAGUCUCCUCAGUACUAACAGAGUUUUUUGAUAUAAAGCAGGCAUUCCAUGACAUUGUCAUCAGAUUAAUAAUGACAACACAGCAAACGACCUUGGAAGACCCGUACUUGUUUUCCUCCAUGAGGUCCAAUUUACCUGUCGGACACCAUGAACCUUUUAAGAAUAUCGCAAAUACACCUUUGGUCAAGGGCCCCUUCCAUAAAAAAAAUGAUCAAUUGGCGCUCUCUUUAUUCCAUGUAUUGGUGAGUCAAGAUGUGGAGUUUAAUAACCUUGAAUUUUUAAACAACUCUGACGAUUUUAAGGAUGCUUGUGAAAAGUAUGUUGAGAUUUCUAAUCUUGCAUGCAUUAUUGUUGAUCAGUUGAUUGAAGAAAGGGAAAAUUUGCUGAACUACGCAGCAAGAAUGAUGAAGAACAACCUGACUGCAGAACUACUGAAAGGCGAGCAAGAAAAAUGGUUUGAUAUUUAUUCCGAGGAUUAUAGUGAUGAAGAUUCAGAAAAUGAUGAAGCUGUCAUCGAUGACGAAUUAGGAUCUGAGGAAUAUAUCGAACGCAAAGCUGCGAACAUAGAGAAAAACCUUCCAUGGUUCUUAACUUCAGAUUAUGAAAGCAGUCUUGUGUAUGAUUCAAGAGGAAAAAUUCGUGGUGGGACAAAAGAGGCAUUAAUUGAGCAUUUAACCAGUCAUGAACUUGUAGAUGCAGCUUUCAACGUCACAAUGCUAAUAACUUUUAGAAGUAUAUUAACGGCAAGAGAGUUUUUUUAUGCCCUGAUUUACAGAUAUAAUUUAUAUCCUCCGGAAGGGUUGAGUUACGACGAUUAUAACAUUUGGAUAGAAAAAAAAUCAAACCCGAUUAAAUGCCGUGUGGUCAACAUUAUGAGAACAUUCUUGACGCAGUAUUGGACAAGAAAUUAUUAUGAGCCUGGUAUACCAUUGAUUUUAAAUUUUGCCAAGAUGGUUGUAUCUGAGAAAAUACCGGGGGCAGAGGAUCUUUUGCAAAAGAUAAAUGAAAAAUUGAUAAAUGAAAAUGAGAAAGAAACAAUGGACCCUAAGCAGCAAGAUUCGGUAUCAGUAGUUGUGCCAACAACUAAACGUGAGAAUAAAUCACCGAUACACAUGUCUUCGUCUUCUUUACCGUCUUCCGCCUCGUCAGCAUUCUUCAGAUUGAAAAAAUUAAAGCUAUUGGACAUUGACCCAUACACAUAUGCCACACAAUUGACUGUACUUGAACAUGACUUAUACCUUAGGAUCACUAUGUUCGAAUGCUUGGAUAGAGCAUGGGGUACCAAGUAUUGUAAUAUGGGCGGUUCUCCGAACAUUACGAAAUUUAUAGCAAAUGCUAAUACGCUGACUAACUUUGUUUCUCAUACGAUUGUGAAACAGACAGACGUCAAGACACGUUCGAAAUUAACGCAAUAUUUUGUUACUGUUGCCCAGCAUUGUAAAGAAUUGAAUAAUUUUUCUUCAAUGACUGCCAUCGUGUCUGCUUUGUAUUCCUCCCCAAUCUACCGGCUGAAAAAGACAUGGGACCUAGUCUCCACUGAAUCAAAAGACCUUCUGAAGAACCUAAACAACCUCAUGGAUUCCAAGAGAAAUUUUGUGAAGUAUAGGGAGCUAUUGAGAUCGGUGACGGACGUCGCGUGUGUUCCCUUUUUUGGCGUAUAUCUAUCCGAUUUAACAUUUACGUAUGUUGGAAACCCUGAUUUUCUUCACAAUUCAACGAACAUAAUAAACUUCAGCAAGAGGACUAAAAUUGCAAAUAUUGUAGAAGAGAUCAUUAGCUUCAAGAGAUUCCAUUACAAACUGAAACGAUUGGAUGAUAUUCAGACCGUUAUAGAAGCAUCCUUGGAAAAUGUCCCCCACAUCGAGAAGCAGUAUCAACUAUCACUGCAAGUGGAACCUAGAUCAGCAAACACUAAAGGUAGCGCGCAUUCUUCUUCCGCCAGUGGUACGAAAACUGCAAAGUUCCUAAGUGAAUUUACAGAUGAUAAAAAUGGUAACUUCUUGAAACUAGGUAAGAAGAAGCCUCCUUCCAGAUUAUUUCGAUAA